CACCCAAGCGAGCUGAGCCGGGUGGAGGCUGAGGGGGGUGGGGCUCCCCCCUGCCGUCCAGUGUUGCUGGAACCACCGCAGGCAAAUGCAUCCUGAAGUUGAUUCUGAGCAGUUCUGACUGGUGAGAGCUGCCAAGGACGGGUUAGAGCUGGUCCCGGUCCUGCCAUGCCCGUUCCACUGCUCCCGUUGGUGCUUCGAUCGCUGCUAUCCCGCCUGCUGCUGCCUGUUGCCCGCCUGGCCCGCCAGCACCUCCUACCCUUGCUGCGCCGGCUGGCCCGCCGACUGAGCUCCCAAGACAUGAGAGAGGCUCUGCUAAGCUGUGUGCUGUUCGUCCUCAGCCAGCAACAGCCACCGGAUUCUGGAGAGGCCUCCAGAGUGGAUCACUCCCAGAGGAAGGCGAGAUUGGGCCCCCAGAAGUGAGGCCAUAGGUCCUGGAAACAGCAAACGUCUAUCAAAGUACUCUGGGAGCGGGUUAGUCCAGGCAUCCGCACAGACUGCAGAAUGCCCAGUGGGCGAGAGCAGUCGGGACUGCGUGCUGGAGGGUUCUGACCCGAACAGCUCCCACUCCCCUAGCACCUAGCAGACUACAGAUUGUGUUGGUUAUCCUUCCUCUCUGCAGCUCCCUCCGCCUUAUCUCUGGCCUCCAGGGUGGACCUGCAAAUGGAGGUGUCGAGGUCAGUAAAGAGCUGCUGUUUAACUUAGACUCAAGACAAUUUAGCUAAGAGGCGGUAUUUAAACCCAAACUGUCCAGUCUACCUUAAAAUAAUAAUAAUAUCUUGCUUCCCUUUACUUUCAAAGCUUAGUAUGUAGCAAGUUAGUCAAUAAAUGACAGUGUGUUGUUA
Grammomys surdaster is the source of this 842-nucleotide messenger RNA. RefSeq names its product myomixer, myoblast fusion factor (gene Mymx). The transcript has 2 exons. The coding region runs from base 166 to 420 and encodes 84 amino acids. Gene Ontology annotation, biological process: myoblast fusion; skeletal muscle organ development. The record is from RefSeq and is a predicted model, not a curated record. NCBI's taxonomy places the organism in Eukaryota, Metazoa, Chordata, Mammalia, Rodentia, Muridae. Gene Ontology annotation, cellular component: plasma membrane; endoplasmic reticulum membrane; Golgi membrane.